Molecule: messenger RNA, 1014 nt
Organism: Rodentolepis nana
Lineage: Eukaryota; Metazoa; Platyhelminthes; Cestoda; Cyclophyllidea; Hymenolepididae
Source: the annotation of a GenBank genome assembly
AAGACUCUCUUGGCCCAGACUCUAGCCCUGUGUUUGGACGUUCCAUUUGCAAUCUGUGACUGCACCACUCUUACCCAAGCAGGUUACGUGGGUGAGGACAUUGAGUCUGUGAUAGGCAAGCUCCUUCAAAAUGCCAACUAUAACGUGGAGCGCGCUCAACAGGGCAUUGUCUUUCUCGAUGAGGUCGACAAAAUCGCCAGUCGAAGUGGUCUGCUCCACACUAUUCGUGAUGUUGGUGGGGAAGGUGUUCAACAGGGUAUGCUGAAAAUGCUCGAAGGGUCAGUGGUCAGUGUGCCAGAAGGCAAGGGUUCUCGUAAAGGCAGAAAUGAUUCCACACUUGUUGACACCACCAAUAUUUUGUUCAUUGCUUCCGGUGCAUUUACAGGCCUCGAUAAAAUCGUCGCUCGACGUAAACGCAAACAGAGAAUUGGCUUUGGAGAGACGGAAGAGACCUCGGAAUUCUCCUCACCAACCUUCUCUUCAGUUCAGAGCCCUUCAAGCGACCAUGUGGAUCUCGAUCUUCUGGAAUCCGAUCGACUUCUCUCCCAAGUUGAAGCUCGUGACCUGGUGGAAUUCGGCAUAAUUCCCGAAUUUGUGGGUCGUUUUCCUAUUAUCACUGCCUUCCAUUCUCUCAGCGAGGAGAUGCUAACUCGAAUCCUCACUGAGCCACGCAACGCUCUUCUUACGCAAUAUAAACUGUUAUUUAAUAUUGACAAGUGCACCUUAACAGUAACAGGGGAUGCGCUACGAGCCAUAGCGCGCAGAGCCAUGGUGACAAAAACCGGAGCUCGUGGCCUUCGUGCCAUCAUGGAGAGCGUUCUACUGCAACCGAGAUACGAUGUUCCAGGUGCAGGAAUUGUCGAGGUGAUUAUCGAUGAGGACGUUAUAAUGGGUCGAGCAGGACCGAGAUACAUUCACGCAGAAGAUGUGGACAGGGAGAUUGAAAGAAUGGAGAGAGGCAGUGGGAUGGGAGAAAAGAGGUCGGGCCACUCGGUUGCGUCGUUCAGGGUAUGA